AUGGCAUCUUGGAAUUCGGUCCCACUUCAUGUGUCAUACGAAGUUUUGGGUUGGUUGACUUUUGUUUGCUGGUCUAUCAGUUUCUACCCUCAAGUUUACUUGAAUUAUCGUAGGAAAAGUGUUGUGGGAUUGAACUUCGAUUUUGUGCUGUUGAAUCUCACGAAGCACUCAUCCUAUAUGUUUUACAAUACAUCUCUAUACUUCAGCGCUACUGUUCAAAAGCAAUACAAAGAUAAGUACGGUCAAAAUGAGAUGAUACCUGUAGCAGCAAAUGAUGUUGCUUUCUCAUCUCAUGCUGUUCUACUCACUGCAAUUACCUUGUUCCAGAUUGCAAUCUAUGAACGUGGAAAUCAGAAGUUGUCCAAAAUAGCUUGUGGAAUUGUGUUCAUAACUUGGUUAGUUGUCACAAUCUGCUUCUUCAUAGCUUUGCCUGAACACCAUUGGCUGUGGCUUCUCUCAAUAUUGAAGAUUGAUCUCCUAAUUAACUGUGUUGAAGUUAACCAUCUUGCAGUGUGA
Molecule: messenger RNA, 516 nt
Organism: Neltuma alba
Lineage: Eukaryota; Viridiplantae; Streptophyta; Magnoliopsida; Fabales; Fabaceae
Product: cystinosin homolog
Exons: 5
Coding region: 1-516 (171 amino acids)
Biological process (GO): L-cystine transport
Cellular component (GO): vacuolar membrane
Molecular function (GO): L-cystine transmembrane transporter activity
Source: RefSeq, a predicted model, not a curated record